CUCCCCUGUUACAAGUGAAGCUUUGGGUUCCUUUUUAAAAUAUGGUACAACCUUGUGAAAGUGAGGAGUUGGAAAUUCUCACUCCGAGACCUACUGUGCAGAAAAAUGUAAUUUUUAUUUGGAAUUUAGACAUUUUCAAAACUUAUGACAGAGUCUUCUCACGGAGAUAAGGAAAAGGAAGUUUUGUUGGAAGAAAUUGAUGACUUGGUACUAGAUUUAGCAGAAACACAUUUUAACUACAAAGAUUUGCAGCAUUAUGAAAUGAAGAAUGUUUAUGACAAUCCUCUGAUAUAUACUGGACAGAAUGAGAAAUAAUCUAAUUUUUCCGAUGACCCAGAAAAAUAUAGUCACCAGACUAAUGACACCCUGUCAGUGGAAGAAAAACAAAGAUUCAACAAACUAGCUUCUUUAUGUAGAAAAGUUAAGAAAUCUUAUUGUGAGAAAUGUAGGCAGAAUAUUGAUGAUUCAGAUUAUGUAAAUUUCACAGAUACAUGGAUGAUGGAAAUGAAUAGGCCUGAAGAAAGUGAUAAUGGUGAAGAUUCAGAUUAUGAAAAUAUCACAGAUACAUGGAUGAUGGAAAUGAAUAGUCCGGAUGAAAGUGAUAAUGGUGAAGACAGCUAUCAAGAUACAGAUGAUUCUGAGCUAGAAUGUAAGUCAGGAGAUGAAGUUGCGGAAAAUAUUGAAGCUGCAGCACAUAGAAAAAGAGGAAGACCAUUUGGGUCUUCUGUUGAUUGUCAUCUGAAUUAUCCUGGAGAUGAAACAAUGGAAACUCCUGUGAGAAAAAAAAGAAGAAGCCUGAAAGCACUGACAUCGUUCGCAUAUUACAUGGUUUGCUGUUCAAUGCUUUGCAUAUCAGGAUUGGACAUUAUGACCGUAGAGACAGUUCGAAAUAAUUUUCAAUCCCUGUCUACAAAUGAAAGAAGUCAGUUCAUUCUGAAUUGGCUACAAAGCCAUUCUAGGAUCAAUGAUCUUACUUGCAAAUUUGAGUUCAAGUACCUGAUAGGUACAUCUUCAGUGUGUCUAUCAGCCUUUCAACAGGUUCUUGUAAUCCCCAAAUCAACGUACUAUAGUAUUCAGAAAAAGUUUUAUGAUGGAUCAGUUGUCAUCAAUAAAAUUGGUAAUCAUCUUGGUAGAAUGAAAGCUUCUAGCCAAAGUGCAAUGACAUGGUUGCAUAUGUAUGCAAUCCAGUUUGGUGAGAAAUUACCCAAUCAGGAGAAAAUACACCUACCACCAUGUGUGACCAAAAAGUCAAUUUACAGUGAGAUGGUUGAAUACCAACAUGACAAAGGGGAACCAGAAGUUAUUUCCAUGUCACAUUUAUUGUUACUCUGGAGAACAUGUUUGUGUCAUAUUGCCAUCCCUAAGGUAUCAAGAUUUUCCAAACGCAUCAAAAUAAAGACAAAACUUCUUCAACAAGAAGCAAGACAAAAAAGCAAGAACUACAAAGAAGGAGAGAAAAACACUUAAAACAACAAAACAUGGAAAGAAGGAAAUAUUACAAGCAUAUUCAGAAAGCUAAAGAACAACCGGGAAAAUAUUUAUCUGUCAUAAUUGACUCAAUGGACCAAAGCAAAACUCAGCUUCCACACUCCCUGUAUAAAUCAA
This is a messenger RNA of Mytilus trossulus (common blue mussel), 1605 nucleotides long. RefSeq lists its product as uncharacterized. The coding region runs from base 496 to 1467 and encodes 323 amino acids. The record is from RefSeq and is a predicted model, not a curated record. NCBI's taxonomy places the organism in Eukaryota, Metazoa, Mollusca, Bivalvia, Mytilida, Mytilidae. The transcript has 14 exons.